GUACGCAUGUAUUAGGCUAUGUGUGUGUAUGUGCUUAAAAAGGCAUAGCAACCAGACAGACAAGCGGACGUUUCUCAAGCAAUGAAAGUGAACGAGACGAAUAAAUUGUGCUUAUAAGGACUGCCACAAACGCUACAAGCGUAAAAAGCAUUCGCAUAAAGCUCCCCAAUGAUCACACAUGCAUUUUUCGCGGGGCUUACAUUUUAUUAGCCAAAUUAAGACAAUCAUAUACUGAAUCGGGGGGAAAAAGAAAAAACUAAAAACUAAUAAUCGCAUUGAAUCUUCGUUUUAGCGAAGCACAUGUGCAUGUGUAUUAGUGUGUGUGAGAGAUAUGUAUGGAUAUUUGUUCGUGUAUGUGCUAAACUUGAAAUACAACGCAAACGCAACGAGAACAAAACUUGUCAAGUUGCAGCCGAUUUAUACAGAACUUAUAAUUAGGCUGUGCCGCUAAAAAAAAAGUAAAAAUAAGUGAGUCCAUUUAAAGCGAGCCGUCAAAAGAAAAUAGACGGAGACGCUUUGCUUUGCUGCCCACAGGAUCGCCAAUGCUGCGCCAGAGCAAUUGCUGCAGUUCUAACUACACGACGCUCAAGAACGCCAGCAGAAGCAGAGGCAGAAGCAGCAGCCGGAAGAGGAACUGCUGAUCAACACUAACAAAACACACACACAAACUCACAGCACGCGCACGCUGAGAAGAGAGGGAGAGACUUGAAGAGCAAGAUCCUUGACAGUGUGUCAGAGUGAUAGAGACAGAAGCAGUUAGACACAGAGCGAACGCAACAGAGAAAGGAAGAGAGACAUAGAGAGGGAGUGAGAGUGAGAGGGAUUCGCUGUCCAGCACACAAAACGCCCAUUUGAAUGGAUCCGUGUGUUGGCUGGUUUCAGGAGGAACAGGAGGGACCAGCGUUGCGCACAUGGUUAAAGAUUUGGGAAACGAAUGCCCAGGAAAUGGGUGCACUUCUUGAGCAGCAGCUACAGCAGAACAACAACAAUAACAACAGCAGCAACAGCAACGGAAACAACAACAGCAACAACAGCAGCAGCAGCAGCAACGGAAACAACAACAACAACAACGUGGUGGUGGGCACAAGCAAUAUAAAUAGGCUACUGAACAACGGUCCUACGAUCAGCCUGCGUGAUCCCGACUCAUUACAAAUUCUUCUUCAGCAGUUUAACGGAACGGCGUCGUCAUCGUCAUCGCGUCACGGCAACACAAACGGCGGAGGCAAAAGCUCAAGCAACACGUCUAUCGAUUCCACAUCGAACAACGACAAUAACUCGCCAGCGAGCAGCAGCAGCAGUUGCAGUGGCAGUGGCAGCGCUAACGGGAACGGUAACGGUAACAGUAGCAACACCAACAGCGUCACAACAAACACCACGGGCAGCGGGACAACGACAACAACAACAGGAACAGUAACAGGAACAGCAACGACAACGGCAACAACACAACAAGCAACGACAACAAACACAACAACAACUGUGUCGGCAGCAACAGCUGCCAACAGCACAACGACGACGUCAACUGGUGGCGAUAGCACCACUAGCAACAGCAGCAACACCACAACAACAGCAGCAGCAGGAACAGCAACAACAACAACCGGCAGUGGCAACACCACCACCACCACCACCAAUACCAACAACUUUGUAACCAAACCCGCAUCCAAAGUGCCGCUGCACGAGCGCGCCAACACGUAUUACAAUCCAUCUCGAAGGAAACGCGUCGUGGACAACAAAUCGAGCACUCUUAAUCUGAACAAGCACGCCGAAAUGAUUGCCAAGUACGGCGGUUGUCCGUGGCGCAAACGUGACUUUCAGUACGGCGAGGGUAUUAUCGGAUUGCACGAGGAGAUCGAACACUUUUAUCAAUACGUACUGCCGACACCCUGCGAACACGCCAUUCGCAACGAGGUUGUCAAGCGCAUCGAGAACGUUGUCCAUUCCAUAUGGCCACAGGCGGUUGUCGAAAUAUUCGGCUCAUUUCGUACCGGCCUCUUUCUGCCCACCUCAGACAUUGAUCUCGUUGUACUAGGCCUCUGGGAGAAGCUGCCGCUGCGUACACUGGAAUUUGAGCUGGUUUCCCGUGGUAUUGCCGAGGCGUGCACGGUGCGAGUGUUGGAUAAGGCGUCGGUGCCGAUCAUAAAGCUGACGGAUCGUGAGACGCAGGUGAAGGUCGACAUAUCGUUCAAUAUGCAAUCGGGCGUACAGUCCGCCGAGCUGAUUAAGAAAUUUAAACGCGAUUAUCCGGUGCUUGGGAAGCUGGUGUUGGUGCUGAAGCAAUUUCUAUUAUUGCGCGAUCUCAACGAGGUGUUCACCGGCGGCAUCUCGUCGUACUCAUUGAUACUCAUGUGCAUCAGUUUCCUGCAAAUGCAUCCGCGUGGCAUUUUCCAUGAGAAAACGAAUCUGGGUGUGCUGCUGCUCGAGUUCUUUGAGCUAUACGGUCGUCGAUUCAACUAUAUUAACAUUGGCAUAUCCAUUAAAAAUGGCGGUCGUUAUAUGCCCAAAGAUGAACUGCAGCGUGACAUGGUCGAUGGCCAUAGGCCAUCACUGCUUUGCAUCGAGGAUCCCCUAACGCCCGGCAAUGACAUCGGUCGCAGCAGCUACGGCGCUCUCCAUGUCAAACAGGCCUUCCAAUGCGCCUAUCGUGGCCUUACCCAAGCCGUCUGUCCGCUCAAUCUUUGGGGCACCGAUGCACGUGUCACAUCCAUAUUAGGUCGGAUAAUUCACAUAACCGAUGACGUCAUCGACUAUCGCGAAUGGAUACGCGAGAACUUUGAGCAUCUGGCUGCCGUGGAUCCGCCGCUGUCCGCCUACACGAAUGGCGGCGCCGCCGCCAAGUAUGUGAUCAUGCCCUCCGGUGCCGUAGUGCAUCAGAUUUAUCAUCCGCAUGCGGUGCUGCAGCCUCAUGCUCUGGCCCAGCCAUAUCAUACGGCAGCAGCAGCUGCUGCGGCGGCGGCGGCGGCAGCGGCUGCUGCACAACAACAACAACAACAACAACAGCAGCAGCAACAACAACAUCAGCAGCAGCAACAGCAAUUACAACCGCAGACGCAGCUGAAUCUGACGGCGUUACGUCAUCGGCGGGGAAGCACCUCAUCGGGCGAUGAUUCGGAGGACAGCAAAGACUGCGAUGUGAUUGGGGAGCGUGAGAGUGUCGUUGGUCAGCCAGUUGUGGAGGUCAUUGACAUAACGUCAUCGCCGCCAAAUGGACUACUGGAUGUGACAGCGAUGCCCGUGAAUGUGCCCAUGCCCAUAGUGGUGUCGGGCAGCAGUCACAGUCACAACAGCAGUCACAGCCAUAGUCACAGUCACAGCAGCAAUCACAGCCACAGUCACAGCAGCAAUCACAGCAGCAAUCACAGUCACAGCAGCAACAGCUCAUCAACGGGCUCGUCGCCAGACAUGGAUCAACUCGGUGAUGCCACAACGGCGGAUGCACUGGACGAGCCGACGAUGGUCAACAGUAGUCAUGUCGUUUACACCACCACCACCACAACCAGCACCAGCAUCAGUUCGAGCGUCACAACCACCAACCAGACGGCGACGUCAGCGAUGCGUACAUAUGGCCAACAGCAGCAGCAGCAGCAACAACAGCAACAGCAGGCGGGUCAAAGAAGUCACAGCAAUUCCUAUUAUCGUCAACAGUUCUAUGUGCCACCUCCCAUGCAACAGCAGCAGCAACAACAAUUGACCAAGCAGCAAAGCAGCUACAAUGGCCAUCACCAACAACAACAGCAGCAGCAGCAGCAACAACAACAGAGACCACAACAUUUGCGUCUGUCCAAUAGCAAUAGCAGUAGCAACAACAACAACAACAACAAUAGCAGCAGUGGAGGCUAUCAUCACCAUCAUCAUCAUCAUUCGCAUCAGAAUCAGCAACAGCAACAUCAUCACCAUCAGCAGCAGCAACAACAUCACCAACAUCAUCAUCAACAGCAACAACAACAGCAACAGCAACAUCGUCGUCAUUAUCAAUCGAAAGCGGUAGGUUCGCCCACAGUAUCAUCCACCUGCACAGUGGCAUCAGCAUCAGUGGCAACGAGUAGCAGCCACAGUCUUAAUCACAGUCACAGUCACAGUCAUAGUCACAGUCACAGUCGGUUGCCGCCAAUGCGCGAGACACUGGUCAGCUCACCAUCCUCAAUAUCAAUCAUUUCCAUAUCGUCUGAAUCCUCAGUUGCCAGCUCAAGUUCGUCCUCAUCACGCUCGUCCAGAUGCGGCUCUGGUGGUGAAUCGUCGACAGACUCAACUGCCGGUCAACUGGUCGCUGCUGAGGAUCGCUGAAGAGAGACAACAACAGAUGCGAUCCUAUCAAUAUCAACAAUUCAACCAGAGACGUUAUGGCCUUUGAUUAUGAAAGACGACUGUAGAACGACAGAGAUAGAGAGAGAAAGAGAGAGAGACAGAGAAAAGAGAGAGCAUUAAUUAAUUGAGUGUAUAUGAUGCAGAAAGAGAUAGCAAUAAAGCUGUGUAAUUUUUUAUAAUUUGAUCAUUUGAAA
Messenger RNA from Drosophila innubila, 4493 nucleotides. It is a transcript of the gene Trf4-1, whose product is annotated as non-canonical poly(A) RNA polymerase protein Trf4-1. Gene Ontology annotation, biological process: RNA 3'-end processing. The record is from RefSeq and is a predicted model, not a curated record. Gene Ontology annotation, cellular component: TRAMP complex; nucleolus. The transcript has 5 exons. Bases 856 to 4278 code for a protein of 1140 amino acids. Lineage: Eukaryota; Metazoa; Arthropoda; Insecta; Diptera; Drosophilidae. Gene Ontology annotation, molecular function: mRNA binding; poly(A) RNA polymerase activity.